GAGCUUUUUCCGGGGGCCCCUGGCAGGCGCCUCUGCUGCCGCAUUGGCGCAGUUUUUGUGUCAAGGACAAUUGAUUGGCGAACCUCCUCUCCCCCUGGGCCCGCGCGUUGCCUCUGGCUUCUGCUCGCCACUCACUCCUCUCCUCUGUCUGGCGCGCGGUAGCUGUCGUUAGGCCCCUGUCGCACAGCCGGGACGUGAACGCAUCCCUUUUGACGCCAAUAUCCAGUAGCCAUGGCUCACCUCGACAAACUGAGCACGAAGGAGUUGGAGGACAUCCUUUGCCAGUUAUGCACGGACGAAAACAUUAAAGUAGCCGUUUCGGGCGACGACGACUCCAAGAAGAACCUCGCCAAGAGCGCAGGAUCCAAGGUGCUCAACAAACUCGGCGGCUUCGGCAGCAUGUUCGGGGGUGGCUCCAAGGACUCCAAGGAUGGCGCCAAGGAGUCUGGUGGCAAGGAGAGCGCUGCCGAGACGCGCCCCGCUGCUGACGUCAUCCGCGAGCUCCCGGAGAAGGAGAAGGACAACCUGGCCGACACCAUCCAGAACACCCUGAAAAACUUUGGGGACUUUAAGGACCCCGGCGCCCUGAUGAAGCUCCUCACCGAGAACGCCAUGGUCAAGUCUCUCGUCACCAAUGCCAUCAAGAGCUUCUUGAGCAACUUCCUGAAGGGUGCCGGCGGCAGUGCCUAAGCAACCUGCCCAUCCCGCAGCUGGCGCUCUGGCUUGCACCCGCCGUCCAUAGCGCAACAAAAAUCGAGAAGUCUGUUUUGUGUUUUCCGCAAUACUGCCCCAGGGUGCAAUGCGCGGGUGAAACGUUGUCGGGGCUGCUUUGUUGUCUGUCCUCUCUCGUUUCCUUGGGCUGCCGAGAGAAUUGGGCUGCGCUUUGGGUGUACCUUCCUGUUGUCGUCGUGGGUUGGUUGGUGGCUCCCUCCAUCCUAGUCGGAUGUGGUUGUUUCUGGCGAGCUUCUCGUCCUUUUUCUCAUUCGUCUUGGUGCAUUUUCUUUUGUGGAGCUGAUUGGUUUCGGCUUUUGAAAAUGUCGUGGAUUCUUUCAGACUGUAAACUGGUCAGAGUACCUGAAUCUGGUUGUUGGGAUGCAAAGAUACAGAAAAUAUUGGGGAUGGGAGUUGCGUUGUUGGCAGACAGCUCUGCCAUCAGAUAAUCUCUUUUCUCGUGUAUAUUGUUGGCAUAGUCAUUGGAGGUUCCUCCGAUCGCUGAUUUACAACUUCAUGUGGCAGGGUGGUGCUCCACAGCUGGAGGGCAUUACUCGAAAAGGACAUUUGUCGAGAUUUAAAGUCAAGUCGAAUACAAAUCUGUUGCUCCAAAGUUUUUUUUGAACAUAUAAGAAUAAUUAUUCAAACAGCACUGCAGGUAUAUUUAUAACUUGUGUGAGAAGUAUGCAGUACACUGCUGAGAUUUCAGUGGUGCUGGAGUUUUUUGAUGCCCCUCUUUUCACCUACUGAGAUUCCUCAGGGAUUCUUUUCAGUGUGAUUCGCAGCACUGCUGUCCGCUUUCACUUGGACGCAUAUUGCUAAUGAGCACUCGUUUUGUUGUUUGGGCAUUUUUUACUCGUGCUCAUGAUUUUUAUUUUCUUUUUUGUAAGGGAAUUUCAGAGAAGGAGAAAGGCUUGCCUGGAGGAUAAUCCCAAAAUGAAUAUGCCCCCAAGCAGUAGAUGAUGCCGACAAGUAACCUGCUUUUUGAUGCAAAACUUUGUGCACUGCAAGCCUAUCGAACCAGUCGCCUUACAUUGCUAGGAGCAUUGUUGAGGCUGAAACUUAGCCUAGAGUUGCUUUGGUCUUUUUUAUUUACUUUAUAUAUUAUGCUUUAAUGCAGCCUCAUCUUGAUGUGCACUGCCAACGUUUCUAACUAAGGUGACUUCUGAUUGACACAUUCAGUUUUGUGUCCUCUUCAGUGUCUAUUCACAUUUUGUUACCCAUCCUUUGUUUGUUAUGGGCCCAUGGAGGCCUAUUGUUUACUUAUUUUCAUAUCCCUGGAACAAAACUGUAGGAAAAAACAUAAGUUUUUAACUUCGUUGUGUACUAAGAAAGGUUCACUGUUUUGGGAGUCGUCCUUAAAAAGUAUGUGAGAACAAUCACACCAGAGGUUAAUGUUUGUUUAUGUGAAGCCCAAUUCGUGUUCGGUGUAGGUUCAUAAGUGUUGUGACUGAUGACCUGUAAGCAAAUCAUUAUUUUUGUUGAACAAUUUAUCAGUUUCAUUUAGAGGCAAAUAAUACUUGUUGUGCAAAAAAUGAGGUGCGCACUGUAUUGACUAUGUAUUUAUGUUGCAUUGUUACAUCAUGCAGCUAUUGUGAGCACUUCAAUAAAAUGUAUAGAAAAGCA
Messenger RNA from Ixodes scapularis (black-legged tick), 2337 nucleotides. RefSeq lists its product as uncharacterized. The record is from RefSeq and is a predicted model, not a curated record. NCBI's taxonomy places the organism in Eukaryota, Metazoa, Arthropoda, Arachnida, Ixodida, Ixodidae. The transcript is spliced from 2 exons. Bases 232 to 690 code for a protein of 152 amino acids.